Messenger RNA from Oncorhynchus gorbuscha (pink salmon), 3318 nucleotides. RefSeq names its product isthmin-1-like. The record is from RefSeq and is a predicted model, not a curated record. Bases 1111 to 2604 code for a protein of 497 amino acids. NCBI's taxonomy places the organism in Eukaryota, Metazoa, Chordata, Actinopteri, Salmoniformes, Salmonidae. The transcript is spliced from 6 exons. Gene Ontology annotation, biological process: negative regulation of angiogenesis.
AGUCCUUGCGAGAGAAAAACAGCGUGUAUACAGUGUGGACAGGCUCUCGUUUGGUUUACACUUUUUGGACACGGUGGGAGCUGAGGGACGCACUUGACGCUUGGAUCGGAAGGCUACUGGUUUUACACUGCGGAGAAUAGCCAGCAGCAUGUCUGGAUUCGCGACUGGAUGGAUAACGGUUGUGCUUGAAAGGGAGAACUCCUCCAACUAGUAGUUUUUUCUUCUUCCGGGAGAUCCACUUUUUGGGUGGUGUGAUGGUGUGCCAAAGGUGUACCACACCAACGCGUUAAUCUCCAUCUGCAAAUUCAACAUGACGCUUUUGGAUAGGUGAUAGCCCAGAUAAUGGGCGGGAGGGAGAAUGUGUUCAAAAUAGCAAAACCAAGGAGUCCUGCGGACCACAGAUGAGAGAGAAGAGAGCAAGACGGUUUGAUUGUAAGGCGAGGAAAAGGUUUAAUUCUGGUUUUAAAAAAAGGUGGAGAACGUGGCGCCGGAAACACCGGGCUGCAACUCUCUUGAUAGAAGACUCUACCUGGGGUGCAACACGCGAUAAGACUACAUGUUUUUUUUGUAACACAUAGAAUACACGUUGGGCGCAGCAAACAAACACAUAAUUCCGUAGUUAUUUCAUUACUUUAUUCAUGGGCAGUUUUACACAGUCGCCCUGACAGCAUUUUGGAGAAAUAACUUUGGAGAUCCACUCCGACAUAGAAGAAGCAUAUCAUCCCCGGGGAUACCAAAGGAAACCUGAACCUCGCUGAAUGGACCUUUUUUUUAACUUUGAUCGUUUUUACACAUUGAAUCUGAACCCACUUUUUGUUCCACUUGAAGACCGCUCUCCACCGACGCUGAUCUGAUGUUAAUGAACAUGAACAUAACCACGUGGUCACAAACUUGACAUUUUGACCGAUUUGUUUUUCUUGAUUCCUCUAUUCUCCUUCCCCCCACCCCUUUCCCCUUAAAAUUGUAAUUCUGAAUCCAGAAGUGGCUCCGAAGUGGUGUUGCGGCUCCUCGCCCGCAGCGGAUCCGGAGCUGGGAGUGUCUGCAGCGGGAGGAGCUGGCGGAGGACCCCCUGCAUCACCGCAGGGACCAAAGACCGGUCAGGUGAAAAGGAUGGUUCGAUUGGCGGCAGAACUCUUGUUGCUUUUAGGACUUCUACUUCUUACCUUACAUAUCACCGUGUUACGGAGCAGCCCGUUGCACCAAGGGAAUUUGACUUUGAGCCAGGAUCAGCUGGAUACGCUGCUCGCAGAGAAUAAUGUCAGAGAAGAGAGCAGUUCAUCAGCCCACCAGGGCCCAGGGGAGCGGAGAGGACCAGAGCACCGGUCAGCCCAGAGGCCUGCUGCCCUCCCUUGGGCCCAGAGUCAGGCUACCGGAGGCAGCCUGCAGAAAGACGGGCCGGGGGCCUUCCUCCUGGACCUCAGCAACUUCCCUGACCUCUCCAAGGCUGAUAUAAACAGACAGAACCCCAACAUACAGGUGACCAUAGAGGUGGUGGACGGUCUAGAGGCAGCAGAGCCUGAGAAAGGCCUGAAGAAAGAGAACAAACCAGGAUGGGCUGCUCCCAACUGGAGAAACUGGUGGAAAUCCUCCUCCACCUCCUCCUCGGUCUCGACCCCCCGCAGGCCCGAGGAGCAGGCGCCCUACAGGGGAGAAGGUGAAGGACGAGGGGGAGGUAAAGGAGGUGUUGGUGACACAGAGGAUAGUAACUUCCUAAAGCCACUUGGGGACUGGGAGAGGAGAGGAGGAGGAGGAGCAGGAGGAGGAGGAGGAGGAGCAGGAGGAGGAGGAGGAGGCACAGGAGGAGGAGCAGGAGGAGGAGGAGGAGGCACCAGCAAGGCUCAGACUGAAUAUGACUAUAUAGAUGGAGAGGGUGACUGGAGUAACUGGUCUCCAUGCAGUGUAACCUGUAAGAACGGGAACCAGAAGAGGACCAGGUCAUGUGGUUAUGCCUGCACUGCCACUGAGUCACGCACCUGUGACAUGCCAUCCUGCCCAGGUAUCGAAGAUGCUUUCAAGACAGCCGCCACUGAGGUCAGUCUGCUGGCUGGAACCGAUGAGUUCAACGCUACAGAGCUCUUUGGUGUCGACACAGACAGCUGUGAACGCUGGAUGAACUGUAAGUCUGAGUUCCUGAGGAAAUACAUGACCAAAGUGUCCAACGACCUCCCCAGCUGCCCCUGCUCCUACCCCACCGAGGUGGCCUACAGCACGGCCGACGUCCCCGACCCCGCCACACGCCGGGCCUUCCGCUGGAAAGACGCCAGCGGCCCCAAGGAGAAACUAGAGAUCUACAAACCCACGGCCCGGUGCUGCAUCCGCUCCAUGUUAACUCUAGAGUCCACUACCCUGGCCGCACAGCACUGCUGCUACAAUGACAACAUGAAGCUCAUCACCCGGGGUAAAGGAGCAGGAACACCCAACCUCAUCAGCAACGAGUUCUCUGCUGACCUCCACUACAAGGUCGACGUCCUGCCCUGGAUCAUCUGUAAGGGGGACUGGAGUCGCUAUAACCAGGUCAGGCCUCCUAACAACGGGCAGAAGUGUCCAGACAACCCCCUGGAUGAGGAUUAUCACAAACAGGUGGAGGACGCUCAAGAGUUUUAGAACUGGAGAGAUGAACAUGAGAAAGAGAGAGAGAAAAAAAAACGAAAACGAUCUGAGAAAUGUUUAUGAAUCUGGUACUUCAAUUGGUGCUUCAAACCAUCCAUGAGUGUUUUUAGACAUUGGAACUCGGUGCCAUGUGAACAGGACUGUUGACUGUUGUGACAACGAUGAGACCGAGGUAAACAGGACUGUCUGUUGAUCAGCCAACGUGAUGAAGAGACAGCUAGGUGCCAUAUGAACAGGACUGUCUGUUGAUCAGCCAACGUGAUGAAGACGAUGAACUGUUCUUGUCUUCAUCAUAAUCACAGUCUAUAAGUCAUGUCAGGUCUUUGUUUCUAUGACAUCAAAUCAAAUUAUAUUCAAAGUCAAACUGUAUGAUGGAUUUUUGACAAAUAUUUUUUCUGAUAAUAAUUCUAUAAAUGUUUGGUUUAAAAGGGAUAGCUUGGUGUAGCUUCAUAAAAAGGGAAAAUUACUUUUCAUGUUUUAGAUUAGUUUUGUAAGUUUUUAGUUUGUUUCUGAUUGGCCAGAAGGAGAGCACAGGGAUUCUUAAUGGGCUGAAUGAUCAGAUCCAAAUCUCCAUGUUUUGAGUCACACCCUCCUGACCUAUCAGAAUAGAGAGAGAGAGAUCCCUGACCUAUCAGAAUAGAGAGCGAGAGAUCCCUGACCUAUCAGAAGAGAGAGAGAGAGAUCCCUGACCUAUCAGAAUAGAGAGCG